Molecule: messenger RNA, 1776 nt
Organism: Mercenaria mercenaria
Lineage: Eukaryota; Metazoa; Mollusca; Bivalvia; Venerida; Veneridae
Product: G-protein coupled receptor 157-like
Exons: 4
Coding region: 167-1276 (369 amino acids)
Biological process (GO): adenylate cyclase-activating G protein-coupled receptor signaling pathway; cell surface receptor signaling pathway
Cellular component (GO): plasma membrane
Molecular function (GO): G protein-coupled receptor activity
Source: RefSeq, a predicted model, not a curated record
GCGGGUUAUCAAAUUCAGACGAAUUUAUUUUACUGAUUUUGUUUUAUUACAGCUCGGAAAAUAUAUAACGUAGAUAUAUGUAGUUAAAUUACAUUUUUAUAGCUCUGUCAUCUUUUAUAUAUUACUUGAACAAGCUUUUUUUGUUUUCAAGCAUAUGUUAUGAAAAAUGAUAACAAAUAAUAACACAGAUAAUGGUACAGACACGUUUUCUACGGCUAUAGUGAUUGAGUCAAUUUGUAGUUGCAGCCUAUCAAUACUUGGAUCUGUUGCUAUAUUUGGAACAUAUAUAUUUAUUCCGGAUAUACGAAACUCAGCAAGGAAGCUGGUCACGUGCCUGACAGUAGCGGACUUUGUGACGGCACUAGGAUACUUUACAUCGGCGUUCGCACAUCUAGCUGGGACACAAAGAGAAGUUUGCAUUCCACAGAGCGUGAUUACCACAUAUUCGAGUCUAGUGUCAUUUUAUUUAACGGUUGCCAUAGCGAUCCACAUAUUUGCAACCAUAGUGUACAAAAAUGACAAGACGUCAUCGUGGAAGUUCUUGCUUUGUGCAAAUGUAACCAGCUGGUGUAUCCCAGCAAUAAUCAUAUUAGCAGCCGGUGUAAAUGAUGUCCUAGGGAGAGAUACAACAGAAAGUGUUGGAACUGGUCCAUGGUGUUGGAUAAAGCGUGACCACACUAAUUAUGCAUUUUGGAUGUUUUUCACAGGAAAGGGAUGGGAAUUACUGUGCUACUUAAUGACCACUGCUCUGUAUGUUCUACUAAAGUUUUACCUAUUCUUAAAGUACAAACGACGAAGGUUUGCAGAUAUACACGAAAGUCUGAGGGACAAUGAUCAGAAUUAUUUAUACGUUUGGUUUGUUCUUUACGUGCUUCGUCUUUGGGGCUCGAUUCGGUCUAUAAUGUCACUGACAGGUGUUGAUAAACACAGUCCUGGAGAUUCAAUAUCCAAAGGGUUUAUGCACAUGCAGGCACUUGGUGACCCUGGACAAGCAUUUUGCAACUGCAUUUUAUUCUGCUUCCUUGACAAAACUGUUCGGUCAAAUCUUCCUGUUGUUUGCUUUGGCGCAAAGGAAAAUAAAAGCAUCAUUUUACCUGAGGAGAAGGAUCCAUUAGUUGUACCUAUUCGUCACGACGGAUGCGAAGGGGUUCCAUCAGAUGAAGAUGACGAGCACGGCCAUAAUUACGGAAGAAGCGGGCUGUAUUCAAGCUAUGGCUCGAUUAAACAAGGAGACAGUGCACAAAGCUACUACAAUGUCAGAACAGUUCCAGUCUAAACAGUUAACCAUAAAUUUGAUAACACUACAAACAGUUUGUGAUGACUCCGACAAGAAAUAAAACAGCAGUUUUAUCAAUAAUAAAUUUUGCAUUAUUUAUUAUCUAAAUUGUAGAAGAUUUUUUUUUAUCUAAUUAAGAAUUUAAUUAAUUUAUUUCGGAAUAUUGUGAAUUUCAUGUUUAAUUUGCCAAUCCGAUUAUGUCGUUCAUUUCGCAUGAACUCUGAAAAAAAAAUAAUGCAUUUAUUAUAUUUACAUAUAUUUUCUUUCCAUAUGUAAACAUGGUUACAUCAUAAAUUGCACACAUUUUUUUGCAUUUAACAUUAAAACCAUCUCGCUGGCCAGACGGAACAAUUGCGAUGUCAUCUAAGGAACAUUCUCCCUGACUAUACGUGGACGCCGUCAAAACAGCAGCUCAUUAUUACUAUGCAGCGUUGUCGUAACUUUGCAUUCGGCGCCUUUCAUUUUGUUGUUCAUACAAAAUGAACGUCAUAUGUUUCAAU